AAACCCGGAACUACAGAUUGUUUUCGUCUGGUCCAAUCAAGGAGGACUGGGUAACAUUGAGUUCGUCUUUGCCCUGAAAAGAAAUGGCAGGUUAUGAACAUGAAGACAACCAGAAAAGGAUGGUUGGAAUUCCUCGUUCAGAAUCCGAUGUUGACCCACAGAUCCCAGUAUUGCGUAUCAACCAGCUGGAUGCCCUCGAGCUAGACUCAGCCCUAGAGCAGCUGCUAUGGACCCAGUUUUCCAAGUGCUUCCACAACUUUCGGCCGGGUCUGCUCACCCCGCUGGAGCCUGAACUGAGGGCUCUGCUCCAUUUGCUUCUGUGGAGGUUCACACUUUAUUCUAACAGCGCCACUGUGGGCCAGUCUUUACUGAGCCUACGCUACCACAACAACCUCUCCUCGUCUCCCCGCUACAGACCUCUGACUCGCAGGCAGAAGCUGGCUCUGGCCCUGUUCACUGCAGGUCCACGCUGGCUCCAGGAGCGAUCCCACAGCCUGCUGCUGUGCAUGGGUUCAGGAGGGCCUGUGUCUGAAAGAGGCGGUAGUUUACUCCAACAGGGUCUCCGCAGUUGCCUGACCCUAGUUUCUGGUAUCACACAGCUUGCAAGUCUCAUCAACUUCCUAGUGUUCCUAAGGAAAGGUCAACAUCCGGUCCUGGCUGAAAGGAUUGUAGGAGCCCGGGCGGUUUUCAGCAAGCCAAAUGUGGUCCGGGACGUAACCUACCAGUACAUGAACCGCGAGCUGCUGUGGCACGGCUUCGCUCAGUUCCUCAUCUUUCUUUUACCACUGAUCAAUAUAAAGAAACUAAAGGCACAGAUGUUUUCGAUUGUUUUUGGAGGAGAUCGUACAGACAGGGAGGGAGAGACGGAAGGGCAAGAGAUGUGGAAAGAGUGUGGACUGUGCGGAGAGUGGCCGACCAUGCCUCAUACAGUGGGCUGCCAACAUGUUUUCUGCUACUACUGCAUCAAAAGCCACACCAUUGCAGGCUCUUACCUCACCUGUCCUAAGUGUGGUGCAGACGCAGGGCAGCCUGAGCCUGUCAGGAUGGAGGUGGAGAUGAUUGGCAGGUGAAGCUGUCAUGACUGAGUUUAUUUUAAAAUUGCAGGUAUUAUUGAAAGUAAAACGGUGGUUCAUAUCUUUAUAACUGCACAAAUGGAAUACAAAUAUGCAUUGAACAGUCAUGAUUGACCACCUUUGUAUGAUUAAGAAAAAGGAUAUUAAUGUUCACCACAUUUUGAUGAAAAUAAAUGAAAUAAUUAAACUUUAUUACAUAAGAAUAUUUUGUAUAUCACAACAUGAAGAAAUGCACUUGUUUUUGAAAGAUUGACCAGGUAGUCGAGUUUAUGACUGGACUUCAGUCUUUAUGAUGUCUGUGUCUUUCCUGAACACACACAGACCUGCCAUGUUUAAUGUAUGUGUGCAUAUAUUGACAAUCCUCUGCCCCCUUCUGUUUCUCCAGCUGGACUUUGGACAGAACUAUUUGUCUUUGGUGCAGUGGACAGACUACAGAGAACCACACAGAGCAUAUAUUUGAUGAGCGAUCGUGUUGAUUUAUGCUCCAAAUUGGCUGUGUGUUAGCACGUGUGUGUGUGUCUGUGUGUUUGUUGAAAUGGGAAUAUUUGUUCUGAUGAAAAAUGCAGAAAGUCAGCUGAAUAAAUAAUGGGAGGAAUUUCUGAUGCCUCUCAUCAUGGCCAAA
Messenger RNA from Centropristis striata (black sea bass), 1695 nucleotides. It is a transcript of the gene pex2, whose product is annotated as peroxisomal biogenesis factor 2. Gene Ontology annotation, molecular function: zinc ion binding. NCBI's taxonomy places the organism in Eukaryota, Metazoa, Chordata, Actinopteri, Perciformes, Serranidae. The transcript is spliced from 2 exons. The record is from RefSeq and is a predicted model, not a curated record. Gene Ontology annotation, cellular component: peroxisomal membrane. Bases 84 to 1070 code for a protein of 328 amino acids. Gene Ontology annotation, biological process: protein import into peroxisome matrix.